CUAAUUUUAUUCAAAAAUAACCAUAAAUCAAUUAAUUAACUUAAAAUAGUUAAUGAGUAUGGUCCUCCUUAAUUACAGUGAGUACAGGUAUGUCCGUUAACAUCACACUCUCUCUUCGUUUUCUUUACAAAAUAGACAAAUAGUUUAACGUAAUAAAUUUUUUGCUUUAAUUUUGAAUAGAAAAGUAGAGCAGACUAACCAGUUUUUUGAUUUGUUCCAUUAUCAGUGUAGAAAAAGAUUAAAAAUACAAUUAAGUACAAUCCAUAUAGUGCAGAUGCAUGUAAAUUCAUGUUGGAAAGGGACUGUUCAUAAAUUAUAUAACGCAAAUUGGGGGGGAGGGGGUUCAACAUGGUUGAGGUCCUAUGUUGGAAGGGCGGGAGUCAAAAAUUAAUUAAUUUUACAUUAAGUACCCAUCUACUGCUUUAUUUAUGGACAACCCCAUAGGGCUCCGUAGGUACUAGUGUACAGGAUGUCGAUAAGUAGUUUCCAAUCUUUGAUUCAUUAGAAAAGUAAUUGCUUAUCUGUAUGCAUAUUGUAUAGUAUUUUUUUUUUACCACGGAAUGGCUCACAAAAUGUCAUUCGAGUGGAAAUAACGACAUUUGUUUGUCAAAAUGAAGCUUGUUUAUAGUUAAUCCUUUGCUUUUUCAUAAUUUUUUUUCCUUUCGCGUGCAUGCUAACAAGAUGAAACGUAUUUAUUAGGUGGUGUAGGUGUCACUAUUUUUUUGAAUUUUAUGGGUUCUCGAGAUCGUUUAACGUGUUAUAGUUCGGGAGAUUGGAAGAAACAGAAUGAUUCUGCAGUAGUUGCAUCCGGUUGUUUACUAUCAAAUCAUAAUCGCCAAAGACAAAAGAAAAGGAUUACAAUCCGUUCGAAUAAAUCGCGAAAAUGUCAACCGAGAUACAGGCAGAGGAAAGAUUGCUAUUGCACAAGUCGCCCUGUACCUACACGAAUAAAUUUCAACGUUAACAAAGCUCAGCAUUAUCACACCUCUGAUAAUUGCCCAUUUCCUGACCAAGACGAAGACGAAGACGAAUCCUUCAUGUUUCAACCAAUAGAAAAGAUUUCUUUAUACAACACCACCAUGUUACAAAAAGCCAGGGAACUGUUAGAUUACGAACCUUCAACGUUGUUCUUGCGGAAACUUAAAGCUGAAGCAUGUAAAGCAGUUCUACGUGAAACAGAGGAUACCCAAAGGGAUUGUUCCAAAUACACCAGAGCUAGACAGGCGUACGAACAGUACGUGGAUUUGAGAAACAAAGACGAAAGUCUUGUGCAGCCCUGUAUGUGUAAAUAUCCGCAGCAAAAUGACGGCAGUGAUACCGAUUCGAAAAAGAAUGAUGCUAAUAUCCAAACCUUAUGUGCAGAAGUGGAAAGGAAGUGUGCUGCAACCGAGACCAACAAUCGGUGCUGUCCGAAAUGUUGCAAAUGUCAAAAAGACAAAAGCACUUCUGCGGAUUUUUGUAGAAUUGAAGAACCAAAACCUGCGGAUAUCUGUAGAAUGGAAGAACCAAAACCUGCGGAUAUCUGUAGAAUGGAAGAACCAAAACCUGCGGAUAUCUGUAGAAUGGAAGAACCAAAACCUGCGGAUAUCUGUAGAAUGGAAGAACCAAAACCUGCGGAUAUCUGUAGAAUGGAAGAACCAAAACCUGCGGAUAUCUGUAGAAUGGAAGAACCAAAACCUGCCGAUUGCGAUAGAAUUGAAGAACCAAAACAGCAGGAAGAUAAGCCAAAACCGAAGGAAGAAAAGGCAAAACCGAAGGAAGAUAAGCUAAAACUACAAAAAGAAAAACCAAAAUCGCGGAAAGAUAAAACUAAACCCGAGUCUCCCGUAGAAAAGGAGAAACCAAAACAAAUUUCCAAACCGCAAGCGACGGUUAAAAAACCGAAACCUCCAAAGUCUGAAAAGAAGAAUCCGGUUACAAAUAAAUGCGAAAACUUUGGCUUCAGCUCGCUGCCGCUUAGUCCAGAAAUUCGCGAUCAGCAACGUUUAAAGAAACAACCACAGUGCGAAGACGAUAUUGACGAAUGGUCGCGUUACUGUUGCAGUUGCCCACACGGAUAUCAAAACGUGAAGGACUUGCAAAUAUUUAGAAACGACUGCUUCUUCGAAACACAUUCCGUUAAUGACUUUAUAACAAACAUGCCCAAGCACGAUUGUGUUCAUUUAAUAAAUUUCGAUGAGAAAUCUGAACCACACUAUAUCAACGCCGAUCCGUAUGGCUACAGCAGAUGUUACAUUUGCAAUAGAGCUAUGACCACAGUGCGAAAUCAAGCUGCCAAAAAACCCGUUAAGGAGAACGUCGAUACUUACAGGCAAUCAAAAUUAUCAAACUUAAGUAUGACCAAAAAUGCACCCAUAAUCAUCGAACCAACGAAAAUACAGAUUUCGAACAAAAGCCAAAAAGUUCUGGCAAAAUUACCACCGUACUGUGAGGAAGCGGGGAAUUUUAUAAAAACGAAAUAUCGACGUCCCGUGCCCACGAACACUUUUGCACUGAGAUUUCAAAAAGGAGUGUACAAUAAUUGAUUUUGUAAUAAAUUAUAAAUUAAAAACAUGCUCUUUGUUCACUUUUUAUUUCCUUUAACGAAAUAGUAAUCUUAAUUCUUA
Agrilus planipennis (emerald ash borer) is the source of this 2606-nucleotide messenger RNA. RefSeq lists its product as uncharacterized. The transcript is spliced from 2 exons. Lineage: Eukaryota; Metazoa; Arthropoda; Insecta; Coleoptera; Buprestidae. The record is from RefSeq and is a predicted model, not a curated record. Bases 732 to 2525 code for a protein of 597 amino acids.